Messenger RNA from Diplodia corticola, 2913 nucleotides. Its product is annotated as sad1 unc domain protein. Gene Ontology annotation, cellular component: cytoplasm; membrane. Gene Ontology annotation, biological process: protein folding in endoplasmic reticulum. NCBI's taxonomy places the organism in Eukaryota, Fungi, Ascomycota, Dothideomycetes, Botryosphaeriales, Botryosphaeriaceae. The record is from RefSeq and is a predicted model, not a curated record. Bases 1 to 2913 code for a protein of 970 amino acids. The transcript has 2 exons.
AUGUGCAAGCUUGGCCGACAUGUCUUCCUCGCGGCUGUUCUUCUGCACACCGUCGCGUUCGCUGAUAUCACUACCGAGUCCGCCGCGCUCCCCUUCGACGCCCACUCGCCGAUAAGCUCCUUGCCGUCCAUCUCCACCUGCAGGUCCAGGGAAAUCAACUACAUCACCCACACUUUGCCGCAGCAAUGCCUGAAAUCGCGCCCGCCGCCUCCAGCUGCUGCGACCGCUGCAAACGACACCGUGUCCGGCGAAAGUGCUCCUUCUGCCCCAGUCGCCGCCCCCACGGGCGGUGAUGCUGCUGGCCACGGAGAAAAUGAAAUUGUUUCGAGCUCCACCAUCGGCGCGCAAUCGCCCCACAGCUCCAGUACGACCGGAGAGACUUCCGACACGGGAUCGCAAAGCGCAGCUGGCACUGCGCAACCCUCCGCUGAACCGGUACGAACCGACGACCAGAAAACAGGCGCGCCAGAGGCCGAAGCCGAAGCCGAGGGCGACUCUCCGCUGGACAAUGCCCACUUUCUGUCUUUCGAAGAGUGGAAGAUGCAGAACCUGGCGAAGGCUGGACAAUCGCCGGAGAACGUGGGACAGGGUCGCGGGACGGCUGGGACCCAGGGACGCAAGCCGAGGCCCGUCAACAUCAACAAUGAGUUGGAUUUUCUUGGAGAGGACGCGGAGAUCGAGCUGGACUUUGGGUUUGGCAACAAAGCUGACCGGACCGCAGCCGUUUCGGCCUCGGGCCAGCAGCGGGCGGCGGAGACCGCUGAGGGCGGUGCCGCCGGGGAGCUGUCACACAGGCCGCGGAGCAAGGACGCCGGGAAGACGUGCAAAGAGCGCUUCAACUACGCCUCCUUCGACUGCGCCGCCACGGUGCUCAAGACGAACCGGCAGUGCAAGAGCUCGUCUUCCCUCCUGGUCGAGAACAAGGAUAGCUACAUGCUCAAUGAAUGCGGUGCUGAGAACAAAUUCGUCAUUGUUGAGCUUUGCGACGACAUUCUGGUCGACACCGUUGUUCUUGCCAACUUCGAGUUUUUCAGUUCCAUGUUCCGCACCUUCAGAGUCAGCGUGUCUGACCGUUACCCGGUGAAGCUGGAACGCUGGAAGGAGCUUGGCACCUUUGAGGCCAGAAAUAGCCGGGACAUCCAGGCAUUCCUUGUUGAGAAUCCGCUAAUUUGGGCCCGUUACCUCAGGAUUGAAUUCCUCACGCACUUUGGCAACGAGUUUUAUUGUCCGGUGUCGCUUCUCAGAGUGCACGGCACGACCAUGAUGGAAGAGUUUCGCCAUCAGGAAGAGGCGGCCCGUGGGGAGGAGGAUUUGGAUGAAGUUAUGGAGAGCGAGAGCCAAGCCCUUCCCGCUAUUCCGCCAAAUGCACAAGAGCAAGCGCCUGUUGAGAUACCUGCUGCUGAACCACCGAAGGAGGCCGAACCAGCUGCACCCUCGGACGCGCCAUCUGGAGGGGCUGAAGAUUCAAUACAAUCUGAAACGGCCAAUCAAGCCGUCGACGGCUCUUCCACAGCUGAGAAUCGACCCACACCCAAGGAUAGUGCUACGUCCAUCAACGUUGGCGUGCCAGACGGUAGCACAAGUCAAACUAACCUACAGCCUGUCUCGUCUGUCACACCACCAGACCAUCCAGACUCAGCGGUCCAGCCGUCUAGCAACGUCACCCAAGCGUCGCAUAACCAGACGGACGUUGAGCAGCCCCAACAUGCGUCGGCCUCGACAGACGGUCCACAAGUAGAGGCAGGACAUUCAGUCGGUUCCAGCCAGAAUGCCACAACUGCAUCCACCAAUGCCUCGUACGACGGGGACCAGAAGAGCCCUCCGCCUCCCAAGGAUGCAUCAAACGUGGCAGUUGAUGGCACGUCGACGAGAUCCAUCCAAUCUGGCGAAGGGGCUAAGAAUUCGGCAACGCAGCCCCCAAACGCGACGCCCACGACUCAGGAGAGCUUUUUCAAGUCGAUACACAAGCGCCUGCAGAUGUUGGAAUCCAAUUCGACGCUGUCGCUGCAGUACAUUGAAGAUCAGUCCCGAAUCCUCCGGGAUGCAUUUUCCAAGGUGGAAAAGCGACAGCUUGGAAAGACGGAGAAGUUUUUGGAUCAGCUGAACAGCACGGUCAUGGCAGAACUAAGAGAAUUCAGGCAGCAGUACGACCAACUGUGGCAGUCGACGGUGAUCGAGCUGGAGAACCGUCGCGAACAGCAUCAGCGAGAAAUGCUGGCUAUCAGCACGCGUCUGACGCUCCUUGCGGACGAGCUGGUGUUCCAGAAGCGGAUGGCGGUGGUGCAGUCAACGCUGAUUCUCCUUUGCCUGGGACUCGUGCUUUUCGUGCGGUCGGGGGCCAGCUAUCUGGAGCUGCCGCUGGUACAGCAGAUGAUGCAGAAGUCCCAAACAGCCUUGCGCCUGCAGUUCGACAGCCCGGCCAGCAGCCCCCCUCCCAAUUACCGGCGGCACGGCCAUUCGUCGUCCACGGAGGAGCGUAAGCGAUUCCGGUUCUUCGGCUCAAGCAGCGGGAACUUGUCAGACGCGUCGACGGACGGACCGCGCAGCCCGGCGCUGGAGUUCUCGCCGCCGACACCGACGUCGGACACGGAGGGCGAGAUGAUGGCGAGCGAGCAGAGCCCGGAGCCGCUGCGCAAGACGCACAGCAGCCCGUCGACGCCCAGGGGCUUCAGGGACGGGAGCAAGCUCAGCUGGGAGCGGGCGAGUGAGGCGAAGGUGCUCGGGGUGGGCGACGGGCAGACUUUAAUGAGGCGGAGAAGUCCGCUCCGGCGCGAGGAGAGCGUUGGCGACAUGUACGAAGCGUCGCAAACAGAACAGAAAGGCAGCGGCAAGGCUGGCGGCGCAGAUCCCAAUCAGCCUGGAGAUUCGGGUGGGUCGGCGUCAGAUUCUGACGACUGUCUCGGAUAUAUAUGA